CACAGCACAGCACAGAUAAGCCCUAAUUGUUAUGCAACUCCUUAGCAUAAGCUCCUGGCAUGGCUCAUAUGCUUCCCUUGUACUAAGACUGUCCAAAAUAGCAACAAGAAAGCAUGUAACUAAAGACACAGCAGGAGUGUAGGAAUUCACCCAGGCCUUGGAUGUUGUAAAGAUUGAACAAUUCUUCAUCUCGAACUCUCCAAAAUGCUAAGCAUAAUGUAUUUUCUUCGGAGCUUCUUCAAGACCCCACAGCCAGUUGAAAACUACAUCAGUGAAGGAGAGUUUGAAGACGAUCUGAGUUCUUCUGCCCCGAGCACAACGGAGCUGGAGGUCCGUGGGUCCAGCCAAGAAACAGAUGAAGAUUAUUUUGAAACCGUGUCACAUCAGAGUGGAUCUUUGUCAGAUGUAAAAACUGAGCCUUAUGAGAGUGCAUCAGACACAGAAUCCCUUUCCAGUGACAUAACUGGGAAUGCUUGCUCGGAGUCAAACUGCCUGCUUACUGAAAAAACCCCCCUGUGCUGUAAUCUUCCCAAAGGAAAGGCAGAAACCUCCCAGGAACAGAACAGCUCCAGGCAACCAGAGUUCACCCAGCCUGGACAGCUAGAAUUGUCCUCCAAAAUAAAAGAAGCACCAAGCAAAACUGAAUUUUGCAUCCAGUGUGCAGAGUUAGAAGGUGAAGAUUUGGGUGAUGAAGAGCUAACGUUAUCCAGUGAUGUUUCCACCACAGACAGCCAAGUCUAUGAAGAGAACAUUUCAUCACAGGCAAAGAGAGAGUCUGUAACAGCACUGCAGAGUAAGGCAGAGUUAGAAAGCAGGGAAGUGCAGUCUACCAACCCAGUACUUAAAAAAAAUGACAUUGCAAGACUGAAGGAACACCCUGCAGUAUUCAGCAUUGCUUGUUUCAAAGCAAACUCAGAAAGUUGUUUGAUUUUUCCUGAAGUGCAGCAGUUUUCCUUCCAGUCAGAUGCAGCACCAAGCUGCAGUUUGCCUAAUCUGCAUUUUGAAACAAAUGGGCCUAACAUUAAAAAAGACACUGAGACACCUGACUGUAAGUGUGAAUUAGAGUCUAUGUCCAGUAUAAAAUGCAGCAGGAGGAAUUCAGCUGACAGUGAGGACACCACAGGUAAAAGGAUAAAAUAUGGAAGUACAGAAACCAUGCUGACAUCAGAUUCACUCUCCUACCAGAGUUGCUUCAACCCAAAAUCCUGGCUACCACAAAAAAGGUCAGAGAUUAUAGAAAGUAAAACAUGGCACAGUGUACCUGAAAACAUCAGUGCUCAAAGGGAGACAGAAUGUGUGGUGAGCUGUAUUCACCCAACAGACAAAUUUAGAUGGUCAUGUUCCAGAAUACAUCUUCAAGAGCUGGAUUUUGAAUACACUUGGAAAAACUUAGGAAGGGUAACUGUGAGCCCUGAAAAGGCUAUAGAAAUAGAGGGCCAAUUUGGCAUGGAAAGAUCUUUUCUUGAUACUGACACAGACUCAAAGGUGUGUCAGGUUUCCCAACCAGCAGCCUCUCCCCAGUGCAUUGAUCCUUGUUUGCACUCUAAAUCAGAGACAUGUGGCCUUAGCCCAGAGCCAGCUGGUACUUGUGCUGACAGCUUAACAUGGAGUGAUGCUUGUGAGGAUCCAAACCAAGAGGAGAGAUCUUCUUCCCUGGAUUGUGAUCCAGGGAUCAUAGAUGCUGAGGAACUUACACAAAACAAUGAGUGCAUAGCUGAAAGAGAUCCACAAGUGAGCAGAUUCCCAUGUGAUAUUGAUACUGAACUUACACAAAACAAUGAGUGCACAGCUGAACAAGAUCUAGAAGUGAGCAGAUUCCCAUGUGAUAUUGAACUUACACAAAACAAUGAGUGCAUAGCUGAAAGAGAUCCACAAGUGAGCAGAUUCCCAUGUGAUAUUGAUAUUAAACUUACACAAAACAAUGAGUGCACAGCUGAACGAGAUCUGGAAGUGAGCAGAUUCCCAUGUGAUAUUGAUAUUGAACUUACACAAAACAAUGAGUGCACAGCUGAAAGAGAUCUGGAAGUGAGCAGAUUCCCAUGUGAUAUUGAUAUUGAACUGACACAAAACAAUGAGUGCAUAGCUGAAAGAGAUCUGGAAGUGAGCAGAUUCCCAUGUGAUAUUGAUAUUGAACUGACACAAAACAAUGAGUGCACAGCUGAACGAGAUCUGGAAGAGAGCAGAUUCCCAUGUGAUAUUGAUGUUGAAUCAGACACUGGUGACACUGAGAGCCCUGCAGCUUCUCAUGCAGGUGCUCCUGCAGGUGUGGAAAGCACAGACUGGGAUUGCUCUGUAAACUGUGUUUCCAGUAGUGGAACACAGCACACACAUUUGAAGGAGGAUGGCCUUGAAUCUGAGCUGUCAGAUACUGAGAUUGUGGCAGGAGAAAGAUGGGCAGAUGAUUCUGAUUCUUCUGAUCUUGGCUUUGACUGGAAAGUCCUGGAAGCUGCAACACAACCAGAUGGCAGUGACAGAGGGGCAGAGCAUGGAGAGUCAGUGCAGCAAAAUGCAAGUUGCAAAACUGGUGCCUUGAGGAGCCACUCAGAGCUAGGAACAUAUGAACAUCCUACUCAUGAGGGAAAGGAUGAAGAGAGUGUCUUGGCUGUUGAAAGGGCUCUCAAAUCAGACUAUAUAAGGCAGGAAAGGGAUGUAAUGACUACUCCAGAAUUAAAGCCUGCCCUAAUUACAGUCUCUGUGGAAGAGAAAGGGUUACAGUCCCAAACACUGAAUGAUAACCUUCCUGUUGAAGUGGUAGCUGAAACAUUGGGAAAUGUAGUGAGCAAGGAUUUGAUGUCUCCUCAUACUGUCAGGAAAGCUCAUGGUGAGCCAGAGAGAGUUCUGAGUGAAUGCUGUAACUGUGAAGAACUAAUUCUGGCCACCCACCCCAUUCCUGGCAGUGCAGAGGUACUUUCUGGUAGGGAUACAACUGAAGUAAAACCAGAAAUUUCAGAAGAGAAAAGAGAGAAAACAGAAGUAGUUUCAUCCUCAGGGCUCACCUGUAGUAAUUCUGCAGUAGCAAGUGCAGAAUUGGAAUUCAGGAAUGUUGCUGUAGCAUUAGGCAGUGACAUACUUCCUGCAGAAAUUCAGACAGAUCCAUGUGAAAAAACACUUGUGAAAUCCCCCAGUGGAAGCAGUGUGGAGCUCCCUGAGGAUGAGCACUGCAGAGGAAGGCCACUGGUGACUGGAGCAGUGCCACUGGAAACCAGCAGCAGUGUAAGCAGUGUGUGCCAGGAAGGUGGUGCUGGUGUCAGCCUUGAAGGGCCCAGCACUGUAAAAUCACAGGGUAGAGGUGAUGUGAUGGCCUUUGAGGAAGAGCCCUGCAGAACAAAGAGGGGUUUUGAAUUCAGGAGAGAACAGUUAGCAAGGUCAGGCUUUGGAAACCUUGGAAGAAGCAAUGACCAGGUGUCUAAGGAAGAGGAAUUCAAAGCACAUGGAAGCACAGAGGAAGGUUUGAAUAUUACCAGGGCAGUGACAGUGGAAAUGAGCAGCAGUGUAAGCCGUUUGUGGCAGGGAGAUGGUGCUGGUGUCAGCCUUCAUUGGCCCAGCAUGGUCUCUGAACGAGCAGUAGGCAGGCGAGGAAAGGAAAGCUGUAAGGGCUCAAAGGAAGAAACAGGUAUUUGUGAAGAACCCUCUCCUAGGGAAGGAAAGGAGGCCUCUCCUGCAGAAGACACCUCUAGCCCCAGCAAAGACAAUGCACUCAGUCUGGAUGUAUCUGAUGUGUUUGAUGAUUCUCUGAACAGGGAGACCCACAGCACUUUCAUGCUGGGCCUGGACAACGUGAGUACCUGCAGCACUAACAGCGAGGAACUGGAUGAGAUCUCAUCCCACAUCCUGGGGAGUAACAGCAGUCUCCAUAAAGCUGUACAAAAGCCAACAAAGAAUGAAUAUAGUGGGAAAUCCUCCAGGUUUUUAGUAUUCCCAAAAAUGACAUCUUUCAGGAAAACUAAGCCUGCCUCAUGGGAAAGUCAGGGAAGCAGCAGUAUCUUUGGCAGCAAGGUAAAGAUGGAAGAACUGGAUGUUGGGAAAGAUGACGACGACACUGCAAGUUUACUGUCUUUCAAAAGUUGUUCAUCUGGUUUAGUCUUCCACAGGAAGGAAAGCUACACCUCUGAGUACUCCGAUGAUGAUGAUUUAUUUUAUGAGAGACCUGCAGGAUUUUUCAGACUGAGCCUGAGGAAGGCCUCUGGCUCUGGUCGGAUACUGAUGGAAGAUGCAGAUCGACACGUUUCAGGUUCAUCUGAAAACAAUGACAGUGAACCUGUGGAGCAUUCAGGGAUUAGAAAAUCAUGCCCUGAAAAUGAACACAAAAGAAACAAAACCCCUGAGGGUAAGAAGUUCAAGACAAGGUUGGCCUUGGCACACAAAUCCCUCUCAAGCUUAUUUGAGUCCAAAUGUCCAGAAAAGGAGAACACUGAACAAAGCUCAAAAGCGUCAGUGAAAAAUGAAAAGGAGAAAGUCAAAAUUCGCCAGAGCACCUGGAAAGCUUUUCUAAAGAGCAAGGAGGCAGAUGGACUAAAAAGGCCUGUCCUGAUAAGUUUAUCAUCCACACAGGAGGGUCUCAGUGCAACCAGUGGCCACGUGUUAACACCACUAGAGCAACAGUAUAGUUCCAAUAGACACACUUUUUUAAAAACAGAAAGAGAUAAUGGCUCUUCAACAGACUCCAACUAUUUUGACAGCUCUGUGGAGCCUCUUGAUGUCUCUUUACCUACACGUAUGUGGAGAAGACGAAUACAGUCCCAUGACUUGGGUAUCAGAUACUCACAGAAUUCAGAUUGUGAUGAACAGCAGGAGGUUCUGAGCAACAGUUUAAAUACUUCUCUUGAGGAAUACUGGAUUAAAACUCCAUUUAGCCCCCCUGACUUCCAGCUGGAAUUUAGUCAGUCAAGUCCAUCAUGUCCCCAGCUCUCCAAUUCUGAUGGUAAAGACAUGCCCUGUAGGCCCAUGAGUCCCAAACCUCAGAGCUCACGAUCCACUUCUCAGCACAGGACCUUUGGCUACCCCGGGCGCGUUUGCGCCGCUUCUACGCUCUCUCUUGGGAACAGCUCUGGAGUGGAAAGCAGUCUGGAGGCUCCUGAGAGGCCAAAGACACUGAAACCCAGGGGAAGUCUCUUACACUCGUUGGACGACUUCCAGAGGGAUGACAGUGGCAUAAGCAGUCAAUCCCAGAUCAGCUUAAACACAGCUUCUUCCAUUAGUGACAUGCUCCGAGACGAGUUUGUAAACCAGGAGUGUAAGCAGCUAUGCCAAUCAGCAGCUGGGAAGCGGCCCAAUAAGAAAUGGGUUCCCCAUCGCAAAAGGAGACCCCCCCGGGUGCCAGCCUGCCCCGUGGCCACCCUGGAGAGCAGAGCCCGCACGCUCUCCUGCCCUGCUCCCGAGGAAAAGGCCAAGGAGAUGCCAGAGAGGAGGAGGAAGAGACCCAAACCCCUCUAUAAGUGCUUCAGCUUCGAUGAUGUUUGGAUGGAGAGGAGUCAAAAAAGGAAGCUAGAGAAGGAGACACAGCCAGAGGGAGGGGUUCAGUUGCAACAUCUCCCACAGGACCCCUCAAAAGCUGGGAUAAGUCCAUCCAUCACAUCUCCUGUUGCCUUUGACAUCCUGCCCCUGAAGCUGCAUUCCUUUUCCAAGAGCACCCCGACAGGCCUGGACUGCGUGGGCUGCAAGCGGCGCAUCUCCGCUCCCGUGAUCACUGACGGAGGCCUGGACAAGACAGCCCUGACGGACGAUGUGGGCAGCGAGGAGGAUCUGUACGAGGAUUUCCGCAGCUCCACCCACCGCUACGGCCACCCCGGGGGCGGCGGCGAGCAGCUGGCCAUCAACGAGCUGAUCAGCGAUGGCAGCGUGGUGUACGCCGAGGCGCUCUGGGACCACGUCACCAUGGAUGACCAGGAGCUGGGAUUCAAGGCUGGAGAUGUCAUCGAAGUGAUGGAUGCCACCAACAAGGAGUGGUGGUGGGGCAGGAUUCUGGACAGUGAAGGCUGGUUCCCAGCCAGCUUUGUUCGGCUGCGGGUGAACCAGGAUGAGCCCAUGGAGGAUUAUCCCCUGAAGGUGGAGGGCGGCAGAGAGGAGGAUUCCCGGCGCUUCGGCAUGGGCCAGACCACCAAAGACCAGAUGAGGACCAACGUCAUCAAUGAGAUCAUAAGCACAGAGAGAGACUACAUCAAGCACCUGAAGGACAUUUGUGAGGGUUACAUUAAGCAGUGCCGCAAGAGAGCCGACAUGUUUACAGAGGAACAGCUGAAGACAAUCUUUGGGAAUAUUGAGGACAUCUACAGGUGCCAGAAGAAAUUUGUUAAAGCACUAGAGAAGAAAUUUAACAAAGACCACCCACAUUUGAGUGAGGUUGGAUCAUGCUUCUUGGAAUAUCAAACAGAGUUUCAGAUCUACUCCGAGUACUGCAACAACCACCCCAACGCGUGCCUGGAGCUGUCGCGCCUGGCCAAGGUCAACAAGUACGUUUACUUCUUCGAGGCGUGCCGCCUGCUGCAGAAGAUGAUCGACAUCUCCCUGGACGGCUUCCUGCUCACCCCCGUGCAGAAAAUCUGCAAAUACCCCCUGCAGCUGGCCGAGCUGCUCAAGUACACCAACCCCCAGCACAGGGAUUUCAAGGACGUGGAGGCUGCCCUGAACGCCAUGAAGAACGUGGCUCGGCUCAUCAACGAGCGCAAGCGGCGCCUGGAGAACAUCGACAAGAUCGCCCAGUGGCAGAGCUCCAUCGAGGACUGGGAGGGAGAAGAUGUCCUAGUCAGAAGCUCAGAACUCAUCUAUUCUGGGGAAUUAGCCAAAAUCUCCCACCCUCAAGCCAAGAGCCAACAGAGGAUGUUCUUUCUCUUUGAUCACCAGCUUGUCUGCUGCAAGAAGGACCUCCUGCGCAGGGACAUCCUGUACUACAAGAGUCGCAUCAGCAUGGAUGACAUGGAAAUCCUGGAUGUGGAAGAUGGCAAAGACAAGGACUUCAAUAUCAGUGUGAAAAAUGCAUUCAAGCUGCACUGCAGAGACACUGAGGAAGUCCAUUUGUUCUGUGCAAAAAAGCCUGAGCAGAAACAGCGCUGGCUGAAGGCGUUUGAGAAUGAAAGGAGGCAGGUGCAGCUCGACCAGGAGACAGGGUUUUCCAUCACGGAGGUGCAGAAAAAGCAGGCAAUGCUGAAUGCCAGCAAGCAGCACCAUGCUGGGAAGCCCAAGGCUGUCACCAGGCCCUACUACGAGUUCCUGCUGCGGCAGAAGCACCCCACGCUGCCCAGCACGCUCCCCCAGCAGCAGGUCUUCAUGCUGGCAGAGCCCAAGCGCAAGCCCUCGAACUUCUGGCAGAACAUCAGCAGGCUGACGCCCUUCCGGAAAUAGGGCAGCCCCUGUUUGUGCCUGAAGCCCUUUUGAGAAAGCACUUUAUCCCUCCCUGCUGGCAGGUGGAGCCCAGGUUCAGCCAGCCCUGUGCCCACAGAGGAUGGCACAGGUGCUCCUGCCUUCCCUAUUUAUUGUGCAGCCCGGCUGACCCGCUGGCUCCCAGGUGAGGCUGCGUGCAGCGGUGCCAGCCCUGCCCUGCCCAGCGGGCAAAGCUCCAGGAGCACACAGCAGGGAGCUGGACAGGCUGCAGCCCGAGAGAUUUACCUUGUCAGCUGUACUGGACUCACUCCUUCCCGCUGUGCCCACACUGCUGGCUGGCAGCUGCCACAGGCCAGGGCAGCCCGUGGACCCGCCGGCCCCGUGGCCGCUGCCGCGUUCACAACAGCUCCGAGUCCGUGGUGAGGAGGGAUGAACCUUCUGCUGUGCCCACCCCAUGCCCUGCAUUUCUCAGAGCUGUGAUCCUCCUCCACGUGUCCAGCUAACUCAGCAGCCUCUGCAGGCCCUCAGAGCACAGUGAGCACUGCACUGUGACCUCCUCCCUCCCUCCUUUAGCCCAGCAGCACCGGUGAGCGGUGCCCCACGUUAAACUGUGCCAACCUGCAGCAUGAGUCAAGUCGAAGAAUCUCUCUAGUGGGUUUGAGUUACAUAAGUUAGAGAAAAAUGUGCCUAAUUAAUACCAUAUUCAAUUCUUUAGAUUCUCGUCUCUCCAUCAUUCUGCCAUAUUUCCUGGCCAAUGAAAAUGCUCAUUGUUUGUAAUGUGUUUAUUUAUGGUAAAAAUCAGAACUGUGUAUUUUGUAAGUCUGUAAUUGUUCUUGUCAGAUGUUGUUAACUUGAUGCCUGUUUUGUCUGUUUAAUUUUUCUUUUCCUUUUUUUUUUUUUUAAAGAAAGGUCAAUAUUUGCAAACCUAGCUCCCAGAAGUCAGAGUCUGCUGUUCAACUCUGCAACGUCAUUGUUAUGAAAACUCCCACAGACCCUCAAAUUCAAGGAGUGUUACUGACACUUUUAAAAAUGGAAAACCACUUGAUAAAGGCCUAAAUUUGGCAUAAAGAGCCUCACUUUAAGUACCCAAGUUUCAAAUGGUGGCCAAAAAGAAUGAAUUUAAACCUUGGUUAGCAAAAAGAAAGAUUUGCCUUACCAUAGUGAGAGUUAGAAGCCAUACUGACUGAAUUCCCUAGAUUAGGAGACAUCCUGUGACAGUGGAAGGAAGACACUGGCUCAUUCCAGCUCAAGUGUGAGUGAGCACUAACUGUCUGCAGAGCUCAGAAAUCCAGUGUUUGUUGAUGCUGUAGCUGACCAAAGUCUGGUCAUCCAGGGAUAUCUGAAUUCAGUAGCAUGUACAAAGUCCUUCUUGCACUAUAUCUUCCCCCCAGACCAGGGGCAACAUUUAAUUUCAUAAAGAAACUUGUAAAAGUGACUCUCAGCCUGUGUUUGUCUCCAGCCCGUCUAUCUGUGUGAAGCUGUUUCUUUCCAAAGCUGCUGUGGGGACUGUUCUCCUGCAGCUCCACCAGGGGCUGCUCAGCCACAGGGGCCCUGCCAGGAGGUGACCCCAGAGCAGCCAUCCCAGCUGUGGGGACACAGGGACCGAGCAGAGGGGUCACUCUCUGCUCUGGGGGGGACACUGGGUCAAUGCUGGGGGGAGAGGGGGGCAAAAGGAGAAAAAAUUAAAGUAUUCUCUAAGAAGUCACUGAGAUGAGGCAGUUACAGCAGUAUUAGCACAACUUACACACACAGACACCAAGAGACACAGACAUGGGGACACUGAAGGACACCCAGAGACACACUGAGGCACUGCCAGGUGUGCACAGACACCCACGGGGGGAGAUGGUGACCAAGAGACCCUGACACACAGACACACACACAGAGCUAUGUCAGCCAGCUGCAGCCAGCACCACCCAGCACCAGAAGGCAAUUGUCAUUUCUGUGUUUACCCUAAGUGUCUGCACCCUCCUUUCCUUAUCCAUGGCAUGUCUGUUUUGAUUGGCCAGGAAGAAAAGCUGUUGGCACUGAUGUUAUCAAUUUUCUGAGCUUAUCAUCAGCUUUGUAGUAAGUGGAGGGGGGUAGAGGGGCAGAGGACAAUCCUCUCCCCAGCACAGAUCCAGGAUCACACCCCACACUGAGCAUGGCCAGCUGUGACAGGUUGCUCAUAGUCCGGUCCAGUUGCUAUCUGGGUUGACUCAAGGAUGGAGAUUCUCCUCAAAGCUCUUUGUAUCCCUCUCAAAAGCACUCUGUCCCCAGUGUGAAGGAAGUGCUGACAUCUGUUCAGAGCUCCCCUGGCUGCAAUGUCUGAUCUGGUCUUAGGCAGAAUGUUGCUUAGUACACUCAGCAUUACAUCUACAAUGAAGGCACUCUGGUAGAAAUCCUCACCUUCUCUCCCAAGGGAAAUGGGGUGACAGUGGCACAGGACCUGGAGUGCAGCAGCUGUGAAGUGCAACAACCCUGCCCUUCCUCCCCCCUGAAACACACACAGGAAUUGGCUGAUACUACUUGCCAGUGUAGCAAUACUCUGAACAGUCAAUAUGCAUCCAGUGGUUGAAAUAAUCAUCAUUUAUCAGCUCUUCCAGAACUGGCUGCACCUCUGACCAGUGCACACAAAGGAUUUACAGAGACACUUUUUUACAGACAUUUCUGAAGUGCCAAACCAGACUUCUCUGGCCAGACAGCAUCCCAGUCACUGGGCAGUUAAUUACUUCUGGAAGAAUUCUACUCUCCA
This is a messenger RNA of Melozone crissalis (California towhee), 10048 nucleotides long. RefSeq names its product Rho guanine nucleotide exchange factor 4 (gene ARHGEF4). Gene Ontology annotation, biological process: intracellular signal transduction. The record is from RefSeq and is a predicted model, not a curated record. NCBI's taxonomy places the organism in Eukaryota, Metazoa, Chordata, Aves, Passeriformes, Passerellidae. The transcript is spliced from 14 exons. Gene Ontology annotation, molecular function: guanyl-nucleotide exchange factor activity; protein binding. The coding region runs from base 205 to 7338 and encodes 2377 amino acids.